Messenger RNA from Nerophis ophidion (straightnose pipefish), 1027 nucleotides. RefSeq lists its product as uncharacterized. The transcript has 2 exons. The coding region runs from base 33 to 665 and encodes 210 amino acids. Lineage: Eukaryota; Metazoa; Chordata; Actinopteri; Syngnathiformes; Syngnathidae. Gene Ontology annotation, molecular function: nucleic acid binding; zinc ion binding. The record is from RefSeq and is a predicted model, not a curated record.
AUGCUACAUACGAUGGAAGGAAAGCACUGAAAAUGCUGAGGGAGCACUACUCAGGAAAAAGCAAGCCACGAAUAAUCAACCUGUACACGUCCUUGACAAAACUACGGAAAGCAGAUAGAGAGUCGACUACGGACUACAUCAUCAGAGCAGAAAACCUGAUUACAGCACUUCGUGAUGCCGGUGAGACUCUCAGUGAUAGUCUGAUCAUAGCCAUGAUUCUUGGAGGACUUCCUGACGCUUACAAGCCAUUAGCUGUACAUGUAACACAAAACGAAGACAAUGUGACAUUUACAGAUUUCAAAAGGAGAUUACGUAUUUACGAAGAGUCAGAGGAAAUUAGUACUGCUGAGCCAACAGACAAUGUGAUGAAAAUGUUCACAAAACAGGAUAGAAAUAUCCAGAAGACGUACACCAGCAGCACUCAAAGUAGAAGUGGAGAUGAAGAUCUGACAUGUUUCAAAUGUGGAUUAAAAGGACACAGAGCAAGAAAUUGUAUCCGAAAAGUGUGGUGCAACUUUUGUAAGAGCAACACACACCAAGAAACCAUAUGCAAAAAGAAAGAUAAACGAGACAAUGUCAAAAAGGUUACUGAUGAACAUUCCAGUGAUUACCUCUUCAAAGCAGCACAAGAAGAAACCAGAGACUCAUUCAGUGGAACUAGCUGAUGGGACAAGAUGCAGUGGAAUGGCCCAAGGAAGAGGAACAGCUACGAUACAUCUAAUGGAUAGCAAUGGACGACAGCACAGGGCACAACUACAAAACGCUCUGUACAUGCCCUCCUAUCCCCACAACAUCUUUUCAGUGGCGAGAGCAGCCGACGGAGGAGCAACCAUAACUUUCAAGAAAGGACAGAGCCACAUGACCACUAAAGAUGGUAACAGAUUUAAAAUACACGAACAUGAGAAGCUGUAUUAUCUACCAACUGUUGAUGCAAAUGAAGAUCAGUGUAAAGUUUGUCAUGACGUACAAACCUGGCACGAGAUUCUAGGACACUACAACUAUGACGAUGUAAUCAAACUCCAAACUG